This is a messenger RNA of Rhipicephalus sanguineus (brown dog tick), 1217 nucleotides long. RefSeq lists its product as uncharacterized. The coding region runs from base 264 to 1181 and encodes 305 amino acids. The record is from RefSeq and is a predicted model, not a curated record. Lineage: Eukaryota; Metazoa; Arthropoda; Arachnida; Ixodida; Ixodidae. The transcript is spliced from 2 exons.
UUAAGAUUUUUCUGGAUUUAUUCUGCUCCCACAGACUAUGGUACAUGAGUUCUGUUGACCAUUUAACGUGGAGUGCCCUAUGGUCUUACAUGUAAUGGGCUGGGGAGUGAAGUAGAAAAAAAAAGCAACAUGGCAAUCACACAGCUCAGUAUUCCUGAACUCCAGUGGCAUAUUUCUGGUGCCUGCGCAAUUGCUGCUUAUGCUUCACUAGAGCGGUGUUUCCUUUUAUCCUAUUUCUUGCAAAAUGAUCUGCUACAUAUAAAAUGAUGGAAUGGAUUCUUAUGUCAUCUUAUACGACAGGGCGGCCAUCAACUGUGGCUCAAGUGGACAAGAGGAUGCUCUCCAUCAAGCCUCAUCAGUGUUUCACUAGGCUCCCACACUCGAUCAAAGAAUGCUGCCAUUGGAAGGCAAGUGAAUGGCGCCACUGGCUCCUGUUCUACGCUGUGCCAUGCUGUUCAGGGAUCCUGCCACAGCGUCACCUGAACCACUUCGUGCUUCUUGUUGAAGCUGUGCACAUACUUCUUUUAGAAGAGCUCACCGCGCCACAACUUCAACGUGCUGGUCGUCUACUGCAAGAGUUCGUGUCUUGGACAAAGACUCUAUACAGUCCACGCCUGAUGACAUUCAACUUACACCAGUUGCUGCACCUCACAUCUGCUGCGGAGAGCUUUGGGCCACUAUGGGCACAUUUGGCAUUUGUGUUUGAGAGCGGCAAUGGACGACUGCUGAAGACCAUAACGGGAGCGAAAGGGGUGCCAAAUCAGGUCGUGAAGAGGCUAGUGAUGCUGCAACAGCUGCAGCUUGUUACGAAACUGAAUUCCUUUGAAACUAAGGUGAAAGAUUUCACCUCCUCUCUUCUCGGUUAUCCGAAAACCUUGGCAGUGACAGGCAUUGACACGGUAUCCCUUUUUGGAAAUGGCAAUCCUCUGCCCGAGCUGACAGCUGAAGAAAUUGGUGCUUUAUGCUCAGUGUAUAUGCUGCAAGUGCUUGGUACGAAUAUUUUCGUUUUUCGUUCAAGGGAACUAUUUUACAUAGCAGGCAUUACAAGUGGGCAAAGAAAAGUGAUUCCAGCAUUGUGCGAUCUACUGAUAAUGAGUAUUUUGCCAUUGAAAGGACUUUUGUUCCCAUGCUGGACUCCUUGCACAAUAGUGAAAAAAUCGUUCUUUUGUGCAAAAGAAUAGUAUGUAUCGAAAAUACUGUGAAGCUGCCUAGCCACA